AGUUAAUAUGUUGUUGUGUUUGGAUCAUGUCUUUAUCACACACUGUCAGACUGCCUAAGUCUUUAUAGUCGGUAGAGGACCAUGACAUCACUUGUUAUCGCACACAAUCCCCCCUAUGUUAGUUUUUGAACUUUGAACGUGUGGACUUUACAUCCUCAUCAUCUACAGAGUGUUUUAUACACGUGUACAAAAUGGCAGGCAGCACUGGUGUAAAUCUGAAGAGUAUUUUUAUUUUCUGUGCAUUGUUUUAUGAAUGUUUCUCAAUCACUUUUGGACCAGGGAAAACUUACCAAUACAAAUAUGAAACAAUUGUAAAUUUUAACGAAGCUGUUUCCUAUGGAAAAACAGUUGGAUUUCAGUUGUCAACAGAAUUUGAAAUUGGAGAGAUAUUCAGAGCUGGAGAGACACAACUUUUGAAAGUCCAGGUCACCACUGCCUCCGUCUCUAGCUUUGCAAGACCUGAAGUCAAAGGAGAAUUAGUCAAACUUAUAAAGUAUCCUAUUUAUUUUGAAUAUACCGAUGGAGUUAUUGGGAGGGUAUAUACAUCAGAAGUUGAAUCAAUAUUCUGUGCCAAUGUCAAAAAAGGACUCUUGUCACUGUUCCAACUCCAAGAAACUGAAGGACAGAGAGAUGAGAUUGAUGUGGCCGGUGAGUGCAGUGCCUAUUAUGCAGUGUAUGGAGGCAGAAUUACCAAAACCAAGCAAAACUGUCAGAAUGUGGAGAUUGCAGGAGAGUACGAAAAUGUCAACAAGAUGUUUGGUGUGUCGCCUGACAACAGUUUUGUGACCCACUAUGACACAGCUGAUGGCAUCAUUAAGUCAGCCACAGGCUCCUCUAGACAUUCCAUCAUCAUCAAUGCCAGACCACAGCUCAGUGCUGCUGUAGCGGCCAUACAGCGGUUACAUUACGUCAGUGAUGCAGCUGGUGCUGCCGCAAUAUCAGCUAAUAAUAUUAAAGAAGCACUUGAUUUAAUUUAUAAAGGUGAGGCCAAAAAGUAUCGGGAAAUGUUACUGCCAAGUGGUCCUGAAGUACAGGAGUGUACAGAAAAUUGUGAAAAACCUGUGUCAAUAUUACAAAAUGUAAAAGAAGACUUAACAAGUGAAAAAUUGGCAAAGAUUGUCUCAGGAAAAGCUUAUUUAAAACUGUUGCGGGCAUUUAGAAAUUCGGGAAAAGCAUCAAUAGAAGAAGUUCUAACUCACAAGGACAGCUAUAACAUCGUAGAACAGCUGAUAGAUGUGGCUGCAGCCACCCAGACCCCUGCAGCCCAUGAAGCACUGAUGCAGCUCAUUACAUUUACUGAUGAAUCUGCCAUUGAUUACCCAGAGAGGUUCAUAUUAGCCUCAGCUUACACAACCCACCCUGGAGAAUACUUAUUAAAGGGCAUGCUUGAGCUGAUGAAGAAGAAGGUGCCAAAUGAAAGUUUACGAGAAUCAAUUGCCCUUGGAAUGGGAGCGGUUGUAAAUUCCUUUUGUAAGCCAUAUGGGAAUUGUUUGGAGUAUUCGACAAUUGCAGAAUAUGUGAAUUAUGUUGAAACUGAAUUGAAAUCAUGUGAAGAAGAGGAGUGUAAACUGUUGUAUAUUAGAUCUAUGGGAAAUGCAGGUCUUGCCAAGUUUUUGCCAUCCCUGCUGAACCAGGCAUUAAACUCAAAGAGUUCCACUGUGUCUCUUACUGCCAUUCAAGGUCUGAGAAGAAUGAAGAUCAGUGGUUUUAAAGACCAGGUGAAUCAAGUAUUGAAGUCUAUAUUUCACCAAAAUAAGAGAAAUUAUGAUUCAAGUGUUCGGAUUGCUGCUCUCGAAAUUCUCCUACAAAAUGGAAUUUCAACAGGAGGGUUGCGUAACAUUGUUUUGUCUGCUAUGUAUGACCAAACCGAAUUUGAAGUUUCAACAUACCUAAUGAAAAGAAUGAAAGACUUGUCAGAAUCAGAUCCAAAGUUCAGGUCAAGCUUAGCUGUAGUUCUGUCAGACCCUAUGGUGAACAACUACAAUCUCUUUGCUCAAAAAGGAAAGUCAAGUGCCUUUACUGGAUACCUUGCAGAGACAUCUAGUGCAAACUGUACCUAUGGUUUGUACCAAGAAAACACUAAAUCAGGAGUCAUGAAGAAAAGUGCUAUGGUUGUCAACGUUCUAAACAAACAAGCAACUCAACCAUUACUUACAUUUGGGAUUUAUGCUGAUGGGAUUGAGGCUUUGGUGGGAGAUGCAGCAGAAGGGGAGGAGUCAACUGAAGCCACGGCUGGGCUCUCGCUGACCAUGAUGGAUGUCCUGCUCCGCCCGGUUGAGUUCUUUCGGGGAAUGAGUGGACUAAUGACAGCUGUAUGGAAUGCUCCUUCUGAGCCUGUCUCUGCUCUGCAGGGAAAUCUUCUACUCCAAGAUUAUUCUCAUAAAAUACACCUGUCCAAUGGUUUGAUUGUGGAUGCCAGUGUUCUUGGUGUGGCUUCCAUUGAUCUGUCAGGGAAGAUAAGCAUCAGUCUGUGGUACAAAAACUCCCACUCAGUCAUCACAAACAGUGGAGCAUUGGUUGUUGAAGGAUCUUUACAAAUUGAUUCAGAAGAACUUAAAUCAGGAAUUCGAUUUUCUACCGAAUCAGAGGCCUUCAUUGACUUCCAGACUGAUGUGGACUUUGCUGAGAUGCCUGUUAAAAUGUGUUUACAAAUGAAGAGACCUCCUAUAUCUUCCAGAAAUUCUGUAGAAAAAUUUGAGAAGUCCAGAUAUUUUAAGAAAAGACUGACAAUUAGAAAGAAGAGAUCAAGUUCUACACCUCCUGUUUCAUACUUCAUUAAUGAGAAGAACUCCUUUAUGUGUACCGCAAUGGACCCUGACCAAUGAGGCACAGAAGACCAUAGCUAUUGACAGACUCCCGUUUCAAAAUGUAUGUCAGUAUGUGAUGAAAUUCAUGAUGGUCAAAAUACUCAUUUGUGCAAACAUCAGUGCAACAUUCAAAUACUCAAUGAAUUCCAAAAUACUCUGUCCAGUAUUAUACAUACAAUUUUUAUUUUUGUUACAAGACCAAUAUUUAUGAAAAAUAAACUAAAAGACAUGAAAAAAAGGUA
Magallana angulata is the source of this 3049-nucleotide messenger RNA. RefSeq names its product microsomal triglyceride transfer protein large subunit-like. The transcript has 19 exons. The coding region runs from base 192 to 2825 and encodes 877 amino acids. Gene Ontology annotation, molecular function: lipid binding. Gene Ontology annotation, cellular component: endoplasmic reticulum; Golgi apparatus; basolateral plasma membrane. Lineage: Eukaryota; Metazoa; Mollusca; Bivalvia; Ostreida; Ostreidae. Gene Ontology annotation, biological process: lipoprotein metabolic process; lipid transport. The record is from RefSeq and is a predicted model, not a curated record.